This is a messenger RNA of Monosiga brevicollis MX1, 1275 nucleotides long. RefSeq lists its product as uncharacterized. The record is from RefSeq and is a predicted model, not a curated record. Lineage: Eukaryota; Choanoflagellata; Craspedida; Salpingoecidae. The transcript is spliced from 4 exons. The coding region runs from base 1 to 1275 and encodes 424 amino acids.
AUGGCCCACCCCGUGCGCACAGGCGCUGAUUCGCCAACACCCUCGCCGGACAACGUGCUCGAGGUGCAGCACCCGCACCAGCAAAUGGGACACGAAGAACCAGGGCAUGUCACCGAAUCCCAACAAGCUGAGAAUGGCGUUCUCACGAUGGCUGAUGAGCAAGGCAACCCCCUGCCCAACCCCAACAUGAUCAACAUGGGCGUCCACGUCAUGAUGGCAGACAUGCCUCCCCCCAGCAUGGCCUCCGAUGACCUUAUGACGGGUGCCCUGAGCGCCUUUGAAGCGAAAUUUCCGCGUGCCAAGCCCCCACACGUCACCGAUGGAUCGGUCCUGGACCUCCUCAAGCAAUCCCGGUGCUGGAACAAGCAUGACAUUGAUGUGAUCCUCUCAAACAUCCACGUGCGCCGCCACCUUGACAAGCUGCCCAUCAGCAAACAACUAUUCAACCGCGCCAUCACACUCUACCAACACGUGCAGCGCGUGCCCUUUAGCCAAGAACUCCCUCCUCUCCCAACUGCCACUCGCUCACGCCAUCGAUACAUCUGCCUGGCCUGUGAACGCCAUCACGGGCUUCCCUCAACCAUUCGACACAUUGGCUCCACCAUGCCCUGCACAGUCAAGAGUGGCUUGCCUGAUUGGCACACUUGGCGGCCGUGCCCCUGGGCCAUCUUUGGGGCCGACUUUAUUGCUAGAUGUCUUCGUCCCAUGAAAAAUCUCAAGCGCAAGGCGGAUCGGAGCAGCCCCGACCCCAGCUAUGUGCACCUGGACAUGGGUCAACCUGACUCAGGCCCCGCCAUGGCCCAUGGUCAGCUUCUAACAACUAGCCCCUCCCCCAAGGUGCCAAAACCCAAUGUCGAUCUCCUGCUCUCACACCUCCGCGACAUUGAGUCCAACGAAGUGCAGCGCCACGCGUCCACCAUGCACGCCAUCUCUUUGCUCCGCAACGAGAUGAUGAGCCUGACUGCCCCCGCUUCCAGCCUGCAUCAAGAUCAUCCAGCCAUCAUGCAGCCACAUAUGCUCCGACCCGGCUCCAUGCACGGUGUUCCCUUACCCGGCCACCUCCAGCACAUGACCGCCGCCGUCUCGUCCAUGCCUUCAGCUAUGCCCACCGCUGCCAACUACAUGCACCAGCCUCCAAUCGUCAACGAGGCGGCCGAACCCGAACCAGAUGGCCAAGAUGAGCCCGAGGAGCCCCAACAAGCAGCUGCCCACCCACCCGCCUCUGCCGCCGUGGAAGAGGUGCCCGUACCCCGCUGCAACCGCUCCACCAGCUGA